UAUGUGCGUUUUUAUUCACUUUGCAUUGGAAUGUCUUCCAGGCGAGACUGAAACACAUAUCAUGACUAUCGUUCACUGCUACCGAGUUUCAAAUGCAAAGUGGGGCGAUAGCGUAUCAAAAGCCUCCUGUUAUUUCAUCCGGCAUCAGAAUUCGACGGGUUGUUAGCAUUCUUUCUGUCCACUGAAGGACGCAAUGAUAGGAUAUCAGCAUAAACAGACAACCCCGUAAAAAUGAUAUUACUCAGUUUGCCAUUGAAUGGUAAUGGAUUGUUUCGCGGCCAUAACUAUCGAUAUCCCUUUGAAUCCUAGUUAGCCGUAUUACCCUCAAACCUGCUUAGAGCUUCGCUUGAUUUUCAUGUUCAAUUUCAGGAAAACGCACCAGCAUAUGGUGAAAUAUUUUAUAUUAUUUUUUCAUAUUAUUCUCCCAAAAUCACUUGCAUUACAAUCUCUAACUUCCUUUCUCUCGAUCUGCUUUUCGUCGUGACUGCUCUUUCCCUUUAGCGUGUGUUCUAUUUGUGAAAUAAGUUUACUCUCUGAUCUAGAGAUGACACCCGGUUCAUUUGGCUCUUUUUGAAUCUGCUUAUUAAAAAAAAACCAAAUACAAUAACUGGAGUUAGGUGAUGUACCCCUGACGCAUCCAUUCGCAAAACAAUUGCGCACAGCGUAGUCAGCGCUGUUUAUAUAUGUAAUUGCAAUAAACGCACAACUGACCAGUAAUUAAUAUUUUAACAUGGUUAAUUUGUUUGGAUGAUCCUUAUACAAGGUAAUGUCGAGGAUUUCAUUUUUUUUAUGCAGCAGGCAACUGGCGGUCCGAGGCAAACUAAGAUGACAUACGCUGGGGAAGUAAGUUUGCCUGCUCCGUUCAAAUAAAGUUUAAAGCCGAAUGAGGAAGAAAUGUAACCCCUGUACAGUCAGCUAUGGAAAGUGUGGAUACGCCAGAGUCCUGCGGGAUGUUUAUUCUCAAGACGAUGGGGGAAGCAAUGAGUUAAAGUCAACUUCGUGGGCUAAAAUGAAAUCAGUUGGAUAUUUUAUAACCAUCAAUAUUAAAGUUUAGUUGGAGGCUGAAUAACUUGAGCCAACUACAUACCACGAUAAUGUCCAUUUGUGUUUCCUCAUUCCCUCACUAUUCACUCGGGCCCCACACUGCGUUCAAAAAAUGGAAGUGCGUUUUAUUGGUCCGUUCAGUCUUCCUUAAAAGGUGUAAGUGAAACAAGAUUCGAGUGGGAUUUUUCCCUCCCUCUCUCUCGCUCCUCUUGUCCCUGAGCGGUUGUCAUGUGAUAAUGAAGAGCAACAAAGCGCUGAAGGGAGCUGCAGGGGUCUGUGCAUCUGUGAUCACAACAAGCCUCGUUAGCUCACACAACGCAAGUGUGCACUUCUCGGCCUCUUUAUCUCCUAGUGAGACAGCGCGAAGCUUUUUAACCCGCGUCAACAUCUCCGGGAUCUUUCAGCAGCACACUAGACCAGCAUCUGUAAUCGGGCAGCACCAUAGCAUUGCCAGGUUUUAUGGAAGCGCGGGCAACUCGAUCGGCGUCCGACCCCUCCCUCAGCUUCCUGAGCGAGGUGCUUUGGUGAAUGUUGUACUUGUGACUACUGCUUUCCCAUUCACAGCCUAAAAAUGCCUCGUCCGGGGAAAAAUUCCUACAGUGACCAAAAGCCUCCUUACUCGUACAUCUCUUUGACCGCCAUGGCCAUCCAGAGUUCCGCGGAGAAGAUGCUUCCCUUGAGUGAGAUUUACAAAUUCAUCAUGGACAGGUUUCCUUAUUACAGAGAAAACACGCAGCGGUGGCAGAAUUCUCUCCGCCACAACCUCUCCUUUAACGACUGCUUCAUUAAAAUCCCGCGCAGACCAGACCAGCCGGGCAAAGGCAGUUUCUGGGCUCUUCAUCCCGACUGUGGAGACAUGUUUGAGAACGGCAGCUUCCUCCGACGCCGCAAAAGGUUCAAGGUGCACCGGUCAGAACACUUCAGCGCUAAAAAUUCACAGAUGAUCCACUAUUUCCAGCAUCACCACCAACAACAACAGCAACAGCAACAAGCCAAGUUGGGACUGGCCUCGCCGGAGACUGCCCCGGCAAUGGGGCGCUUGCCCCACUUCCAGCCAUAUGGAGUCAACGGGCCCCAGUCCACCGGAUUUAAGCACCCGUUCGCCAUCGAGAACAUAAUUGGACGGGACUAUAAAAACAUGAUGGCCAGCGGACUUCCUUUAGCCUCUGUAAUGCACCACCUUGGUUACCCCGUCCCCAACCAGCUCAGUAACAUGGUGGGAUCCAUGUGGCCCCACGUCGGCGUCCUUGACUCCAUGGCCCCCAUGCCGGUAUCUCCGAUGAAGACGAUCUGUCACCCUGGCACACAGACAAUGCCAGCCGUUCCUGUGCCCAUCAAACCCACAGUGUCCCUGGCAUCUAUCUCCGCGAUGACAGCCCCGGGAGCGCUGCCUGGCAGCCCCACGCAGAUCUGCCCGGCAUCUUCGUCAUCCUCCCUGCAUCUAGAUCAGACUCGAUCAGGUUCCACCCAAGGCAAAACUAACUCCUUGCACUCUAUGCUCGUCCAUUCCUGAGGGCGAAGGGACAGAAGUGCGAAUCAGUUUUAAUAGGCGAACAAGUUGAUGUGAAGAGGAAGGAACUGCGGAUGCUGGUUUACACCGAAGAUGGAAACAAAAAGCUGGAGUAACUCAGCGGGUCAUGCAGCAUCUCUGAAGAAAAGGAAUACGUGGCGUUUGGGGUCGAGACCUUUCUUCAGACGGAGUCAGGGGAGAGGGAAACGAGAGAUAUGAAAAUGUACAUAGAACAAAUGAAUAAAAGGUAUGCAAAAGAACAAAUAAAUCGUUUGGUAACUUCGUCACUCGCUUUCUCCGCAAUCUCCCCCAUUCUGUAACCGCGAUUAUUCCCGAAUUUAAUCCCUCCUCUCACUGGAGGCCGUGACCAAGCAGCUGAAUUUCAGA
Molecule: messenger RNA, 2941 nt
Organism: Leucoraja erinaceus (little skate)
Lineage: Eukaryota; Metazoa; Chordata; Chondrichthyes; Rajiformes; Rajidae
Gene: foxb2
Product: forkhead box B2
Exons: 2
Coding region: 1616-2557 (313 amino acids)
Biological process (GO): regulation of transcription by RNA polymerase II; cell differentiation; anatomical structure morphogenesis
Molecular function (GO): RNA polymerase II cis-regulatory region sequence-specific DNA binding; DNA-binding transcription factor activity, RNA polymerase II-specific
Source: RefSeq, a predicted model, not a curated record